Molecule: messenger RNA, 4339 nt
Organism: Portunus trituberculatus (swimming crab)
Lineage: Eukaryota; Metazoa; Arthropoda; Malacostraca; Decapoda; Portunidae
Product: serine/threonine-protein phosphatase alpha-2 isoform
Exons: 7
Coding region: 140-1129 (329 amino acids)
Cellular component (GO): nucleus; cytoplasm
Molecular function (GO): protein serine/threonine phosphatase activity
Source: RefSeq, a predicted model, not a curated record
UCAUGACGUCAUUAACGGCUGCCAUCUUGACCAGGAUCGGGACAGUGUAGUGGUGGUGUUUAAUCCGUGAUCAUCUGCCUCCCUGUGCACCAACCAUCCUCCAUAACCCGGUAGACGGAAAGCUACAACACCCAGCAAUAUGGCGGAAACAGAUAAGCUUAACAUAGACUCCAUCAUCGCCAGAUUAUUAGAAGUGCGCGGCUCUCGUCCCGGCAAGAACGUCCAGCUGACAGAGAAUGAAAUAAGAGGCCUGUGUUUGAAGUCCAGGGAAAUCUUUCUGUCCCAGCCCAUCCUUCUGGAACUCGAGGCGCCUCUCAAGAUUUGUGGAGACAUCCACGGGCAGUACUACGACCUGUUACGACUAUUUGAAUACGGAGGGUUCCCGCCUGAGUCAAAUUAUCUGUUCCUGGGUGACUACGUGGACCGCGGCAAACAGUCCCUGGAAACCAUCUGCCUCCUCCUCGCCUACAAGAUCAAAUACCCAGAGAACUUCUUCCUGCUCAGAGGCAACCACGAAUGUGCCUCCAUUAACAGAAUCUACGGCUUCUAUGAUGAGUGCAAGCGAAGGUACAACAUCAAGCUGUGGAAGACCUUCACUGACUGCUUCAACUGCCUACCUGUCGCCGCCAUCGUGGACGAGAAGAUCUUUUGCUGCCACGGCGGGCUGAGUCCAGAUCUUCAGAGCAUGGAGCAGAUCAGGCGCAUCAUGAGACCUACUGAUGUGCCAGACCAGGGCCUCCUCUGCGACUUGCUGUGGUCUGACCCGGAUAAGGACACGAUGGGCUGGGGCGAGAACGACAGAGGUGUUUCCUUCACUUUCGGCGCUGAAGUCGUGGCAAAGUUCCUCCACAAACACGACUUUGACCUAAUCUGUCGUGCCCAUCAGGUGGUGGAAGACGGCUAUGAGUUCUUCGCCAAAAGGCAGUUGGUGACCCUCUUCUCAGCACCCAACUACUGCGGGGAGUUUGACAAUGCUGGGGCCAUGAUGUCGGUGGACGAGACCCUCAUGUGUUCCUUCCAGAUACUUAAGCCUGCGGACAAGAAGAAGUUCCCCUACGGAGGCCUGAACACCGGCCGGCCCGUCACCCCCCCAAGAGGAGCCGCAAAUCAGAAAAACAAGAAGAAAUAGAAGUGCAGGGAGUUCCAGCGUCUUGGCGGGCAGCCCCUCCCCACCAGCCACCAACCCCACCCACACCCCCCUGGGCUUUGUGCAGCCCACCUUGGUCUGCGGGACAGCGGGGCGUGGGCCGGGCACCGGGGCCGGGGCCGAGCUGCCUCCAAGGCCUGACUUAGUGGAGUAAAGCUGUUAGACAAAGUUGAGUUGCUAAACUAUUGUAGGUAUCAUAUAAUAUUUAUAUUGAUCACAUAGCCCUGGUGGGAGCAAGGGGAGGCGGCUCAAAGUAUUUUUAUUAUAUAUUCUAUCCCGUAGAAGGUAAAGCUUGGACCCGUCAGCCUUGAGAUGCCUGUUAAGGUCUUUAUCUCCCAUGAUGAUGAUGAUGAUGAUGAUGUGUAACACUACAUACAUACAUACAUACAAUUGAGGUAUUCUUUCAAGUAAACAAAAGCUGCAGUCAUUAUUCUGCAACUGUGAUUCUACAGAAGUAUUGGUUAACUUGUGUUUGUAAUGUGGAGAGUCUGACUCACAACCAUAUACUAUAUUUGAGUAUGUAAAUAGCCACGGUAUUUAAUCGCAUAUAAGCAUUUACCAAUGUUCUUGUAUAAACAGGUAGGUAGGGCCCAGAGAGGAGCGAGGGAGGGAGGCAGCCCCCACCUAGCUAGUGGCUGUGUUAGAUCCGUGUACAAAUGUCCCGUCGCCGUAGUAGCAGGACCACCACCACCACCACCACCACAGUCUUGUCUGGCUUAUAGCUGUCCCUGUCCAGCGUGGAGCCUCGGGGAGCGGUGUGCGGCGCCGUGCCGGGCCGCCGUCCCCCGCCAGGCAGGGCGUGGGGCGGCGGCUCUGACGGGUGGCGUCCAGGCUUGGCAGGGUGACGGCCUUUAGAGGGUAACACUAGAUUGCUUUUGUAUUUUUCGUUGAUCAUUUCUUUUAUUUGUUGUCUUAUUUCCGUUAGCAGGUUAGUUAGUCAGUUCGUUGGUUAGUCUUGUGUUGCGGCAGCGGCAGCGGGGACACUGUGCUGGUGGCAGCCGGCUGUGACUUGCCCGGCCACCUGCCCUGCACUGCUGCCGCCACCGCCACUGCCGCCCUCAGCCUCAUGCUCGUCAGUGUAGGAGUAUAUUGAACUUUGUAAUGUUAUAUUUUCUUUCCCAAGGAAUCAACAAGAAGCAUCUUUGCAACACACCACAUCAAUACUUUACACACCAAUACCUUAUCUUAAGUGUAACAUUAUUGCCACUCUUGUUGGCUGUGUACGUAAUGACAAUUUAUUAUCAUUAUUAUUAUUAUUAUUAUUAUUAUUAUUAUUAUUAUAUUUGUCAUUAUUGUCAUUAUGAUUACUGUCUCUUCCGUAGACUAUCCUGCAUCUUGACUUUAUUAUUACCGCACCACUUGACACAUAAGAGUCCUGAGUGACAGAAUGGCAUUGACAGACAGGUGGAGGAGGAUGUUCUGCCAGACACAACAGCAACAUACAUCACACACACACACACACACACAGAAGCAUACAAGCCACAAACAGCGUAACGUACACAUUUUUUCUCCUCGUAAUGAUUUUCAGUGAGUGUUGGCUGCCAGUGUUUGGGAGGGUCAUGAUUUUUCUGAGGAGAUCCUGGUGGCCGUUGUAAUUUGUAAGUUAUUAUGAAAAAAAAUCCGACCUCCGGGUGUGCUCUGUUGCUGCCCCGGGGUCCACAAAUCACUGGAAAAUAAAAAAAAAAGCGAAAAACACCAGUGGCUUUCAUUCUACUGUGCUGGUUGGGUUGGCUGAUGCUACACCCUCACACACUUCAUUUGAGUGUGUGAACGUGUGUUUGUGUGUGUGUUUGGACGGCUACCAAGACACGUUUUCUGAAUCACUAUGCUCUGCCACCACUAUUGAUUUGACUAGCCAGGUUCUCAAGGGUGUUUCUCUGUUAGUAAUGUAGAAAUCUUUUCAAAAUCUCUAGAACCAUAGAUCAGUAUUAAAAGUCCAUAUCACCUUAACUAUUUUCAAAGGCCAGAGAGAUGAAUAGCUGGGUUCUCAAUAGUGUUUCUGCUGUUGACAAUGCAGGAAUCUUGUUAAUAUCUCUCAUUAGAACCAUACAAAGCAUUAAAAGCCUGUAUCACAUCACCAUAACUGUUUUCAAGGCCACAUAAAUCACCAGCCCAGUUAUCAAGAGUGCUUCUGCUAAUAGUAAUGUUGAAGUCUUGUUAAUUUGUGACUAAGAUUGUAAAAACAUCCUUAAACAUUUUUUGCUCUCAAUAUGACUGUUUUCCAAGGCCACAGAGAUGACUAGCCAAGUUAUCAAGAGUGUUUCUGCUGUUGAUGAUAUAGAAAUCUUGCUUAUCUGUCUUGGGGACUGUAAAAACACCCUUUGGAAAGUAUUGGUGAGGCAUAGCGUUUCAGAAUAGUUACCCUCCCUCCCUUUGUAUGUGUGUGUGUGUGUGUAUCUGGUUGGAUGACUGCACAGCCUCCCUCACUUCAUUCUGAGACGGGUGUCCUUAAGGUGAAGUGCUGAGAUGGACAGUGACAAGCCGAGUCUCUCUACUUCUUUUUAAUGAUACAACACUGACACUUCCCAUACGCACAGUGAUACAACUCUGACACUUCUCCCAUGCUUAAAUACAACUCUGACACUUCUCCCAUGCUUAAAUACAACUCUGACACUUCUCCCAUGCACAGAUACAACGCUGACACUUCUCCCAUGCACAAUGAUACAACUGUGACACUUCUCCCACACGCAUCAUUUCCUGUACAUACAAAGCUCCUCUUCACUAGGUUAUAGACUUGCCUGUAUAAACUGUACAUUUUUUUGUGAACUUGGAUUAAUUACCACUACUCGUACGUAUCAUAUGUGUCCCGGUCAAGGCAAUUCACCUCACUUGGUCAGCCGGCCGUUUCUUUCGAAAUUAUAUAAAAAGAAAUCCUGUUUGUGUUUGCCUGAUAAUACGUCAAAUGAACCACGUUUUUUGAUAAUAGUGUCAUGUUACCUCGGAAAAAAAAUCUUGUAUCAAUCUGUACAAAAAUAAUAAAAAAAAAAAUAUUACAGCGUCUUUUGGACAUAGAGAAAAGAAAACUGGUAGUCAUAAUAUGAAUGAAAACACCACACUUUUUGAUAAACUAAUUGUGUAAUCUACCUAAUGUACUACAGUAAAUAAAUGAAGCUUUCGUCUUAAUGUAAAUGCGAGAUGUACAAAAAUAUGAUUGCGUCUUGGAGAAAAUAUACGUUGAUACCAAAUAGCCAA